Mercenaria mercenaria is the source of this 12309-nucleotide messenger RNA. RefSeq lists its product as uncharacterized. NCBI's taxonomy places the organism in Eukaryota, Metazoa, Mollusca, Bivalvia, Venerida, Veneridae. Bases 134 to 1702 code for a protein of 522 amino acids. The record is from RefSeq and is a predicted model, not a curated record. The transcript has 7 exons.
UGAACGACACGAUCAAUACAAAAGACCAAGUGAAUAAAGAAUUUACAUAUGUAAAUGGUAUAUUAAGACAUCUUAAUCUUUGAAGUAGUGUGGUUGAAUAUUGUGUUUAUGGAGAAUAAAAACAAAAAAAUCGAUGUCUUCUGGCAGACACAAAUUCAAAGAGGAAUUCAAUAAAUCAGUAAACGUAUUGGGAAAAGACAACUAUGGACACUAUAAUGAUUCAGAAAUGAACACCGAGGAAUCGGACGGAAAACGACCAUAUAACAAGAGUACAGAUGUGACAUAUGAGAAAUUAACGCCUACAGUGGAUGUUACCAGUAUGUAUGAUACCAUAAAUAGCGAUGAUGUAGGCAAUAAGGAACAAGUAGCAAACAUGGCCAAACAGUAUGGGUAUACAACGGAUUCGGAAUCGGACAAUUUUAAAUGUUCAACAGGAAUAGAAACGAGAAUGAAAACAUUGGCUGGAAAUCAAGUGAGGAACCGUAAUACAGAUAUUGCGUAUGAAACCUUAGCGUCAACGAAUGAUACUUCAAAUGAAUAUGACAAAAUUCGAAGUGGAAUUGAUGAUAACGCUCUCGAAAGACAUAGUUCAGAAGAAAAUACGAAAGUUUAUACGAAUAUGAUCUUAAAUGCAACUGACUUAAAUCUAACAGAAAGCAACCCUGAUACCGCUAAAUCAUUCGAAGUGUGGACAAAGACAGAAUCUCCGAAAGCUUUAACUAGCGAAUAUGAAAGUCUUACAUUGCAAAAUCUGAGUAAUCAAGAUGAAUAUAACACAAUAAAUGGAGUUGACAGGAAAAAGAUUAGAACUGCAUUUGCGUCUCGGAAAACCAGACUGAUUUGCAUUUUUCUUGUAAUUGCAAUUCUUGUAAUUACAACUGUAAUAACCACAUUAGUUUUCACUGUCUUUAAAAAUGAGAAUGUUGAAAAAUGUAUAUCGUUAAUUGCUCCAGAAAAUGGGUUUAUAGACGAUAAAAACAAAAAGGGUUCCUUAGUUGUGGGUACAGAAAUAACUAUCUCCUGCAUGGAGGGAUAUUUUGUUGACGGAAAUGAUACAGUUGUAUGUUAUCUUAACAGAACUUGGUCAGAAUCUCCAGCAUGUGAAAUAAGGGACUGUGGAAUACCAUCAGACAUAAAAAAUGGUUAUAUAGAUGAUUUAGAGAAUACAACAGUUAACAGUACAUUCACUGUCAAAUGUGACGAAGGGUACAUUAAAGUGGGCGUUGAAACAGUCACGUGUGACAUGAAUGGGACAUGGAGGGAACUACCAAACUGUAGACCUGUGUCUUGUGGGAUUCCUCAAGUGUUAGAUAAUGAAACUGUUAUCGUGAACAACGUAACUACAUUUGGAACAACUGCCAACUUUCGAUGUAUUGAAGGAUUCUCGCUAACGAGCGCCUCGUUUGCAACCUGUUUAAGUAAUGGCAGUUGGACACAGAUUCCUUCAUGUUUCAAAACGAUUGGAGCAGCAUGCGAAGAGGCAGAGGUACUGUAUGACCUUGUACGAAGAUCUAGAAUAUAUCAAGCUGAUGGUGUACAGGGUAGUGACCCGUUUGUCGAUGACGAAUACCUGUCCCCAGAUUGGUACAGCGUAAUUUUCAACGGGGAACAAUAUAUAAUGCCAGAUGUAAAUUCUAUGCCGCAGUACAACUUUUGUGGAACUGAGAACCCGAUUUAUCUCAAGGGUCCUUAUAAAAGAUAACAUAAACUAUAGGUACUCAAUGUGCUACGCACAUGUAGACCCUCACAUGAAAACAGCUGACGGAAGGCUUUAUGAAUUGAAUGAUUAUGCUGAAGAAUUCAUACUUUACUGGAACACGGAAUACAAUAUUAUGGUACAGAUGAAAACUGUAAGUUGUGUUAAUGACAGAGCCUACUGUACUUGUGCAGUUUCAGUUCGGGCUGGUGGUGAUAUUUUCCUGAUAAAUUUAUGCAACGGUAUGAACUUCAUUGGGAUGACUUCAUGUAAAGAUAAUGUUCUAAACAUUCUAAAGUACAACGAUUUGGAGUAUAAGGUUUUUACUUUUACCGGGACAGUGAUACAAAUCCACAUAAUACAACCGCCGAAUUACGACAUAUUGGACAUAGAUGUUAAAAUGGCACCGAAGGAUUUCCAGUCUAUUUCUGGAUUAUGUGGAACGUUUGACUCGAACAGCGGGAACGAUUUUCACACUAGAAAUGGGACUGUCACUGAUCGAGCAACUUUUAUUAAUGCUUGGAGAGUAGGACAAAGUGACAAAAACUACCUGUAUCCAACGUGCAAUCCUGACGUCAGCAGUUUUGAGGACGCAGAAGAGUCGCAUGCUUGCACCUGCAAUUGUUUUGAUGGAGUCAAUAUUUGUGAUACUGACAAAAGCGAGGCAACUUGUGCUCCGUCAAAAUUUUUGAACUGUACUAUAAAUCAAAAGAGUGAUAAUCUGUGUGCAAGGUUUUCUAACAAGUGUGUGAGCACAAACUAGACCUAUCAGACAAGUUUCAAAAAUUCUAGACGUCUUGCAAAAGUAAUGAAUCUUGGUGUUGCAAGAUGUUUGACACAUUUACAGUUACAUGUUCAGUCUUUGAUAUAAAAGAAGGAUAUUAUAUCCAUCAGGGAAAGCCACGUUCUAAAAACGCAGCCUCCCCGAACGUAAAUCCAGCACAUGGGCGCGCACAAGACCAACACUCUCUCUCUCUCUCUCUCUCACACACACACACACACACACACCACACACAACGUAAACGCACAAUGACAAAACAAACAAAUAAAGGAACACAGUGGGCACCGCUUUGGAACGGUCAGUUGGGGAGCUUAAACAAAGUAAUUAUUUAACUUGUCUCAAAUGAUAUUAGUUGCGCAAAAUUGAUGAAUGAAAGUUCAGUUUGCUAAAAGUAUAAAAUUGUUAAUCAUGUGUUCAAGCAUAACAGGAGCAAGAUCUAAAAUAGUGACAGGAAAUGAAAAUAAAUAAAACUCAUAUAUUUGUAGCUUCUUUCAACAGAUGAAAUGACGGCAUAUAAGGGGAAAUUUCAUAUUCAUUUAAAAUAUGGUUUCCAUGUCCAAAUAGACCUUCAAAAUUGGCUAACCAAUGCAUUUAAUGUAGAUGUACAAAUAAGGACUAUUCUAUUUUAGACAUGCAUAUAUCACUUUAUACUGCAAUAAAUUCUAUAUAAUUUUACCGUAGAAAACUUCAUUGGUUUACAAACUUUUAAGGCUUUUUCAUUUUUGAUGCGUAUGCGAGAAUGAUAAAACAAUGAUUAAAUGUUUGUACGUAAACAUCUUUUUCCGGUAACAGAAUAUACAAUCCAGUUCUAGUUAUUUACCUAAAACAUAUUUGAAAUAAGUUAAUAUUGAUCCAUUCAAGUCGAAUUAUGUCAAAAUUAUGCUGUUAAAAUGUUGCUCUUUGGUUUCCUCACUGGUAUGUAUCACUGAAAAUUCUAACACGAUCCGCAGCAAUUGUUCUAUAAACAUAUAGCGAAAUCGCCUAUACAUGAAUCUACGAUAAAAUAUGGUUGGCUGUUACAUUUCACCCCAUAUGAUCGUAACAUAAGAGAUUCUACUCCAGUUCCAUUACAUACGAAUUAUUUCAGGGCCAAACGGUUGAAAACAGCAUCUCAAAAACAUAAAUAUAAUAAAAAGUCAUACUGAUUUAAUAUGUGUAGGUCCGUAAAACUCGUUCUGAUCUCUACGAGCGAAUUCAGUUAGCUUAAUUAUGAUUCAGCGGUGACGUCAUAAAUGUAUGACAUAAAGUAUGAUGUCAUAAUGAUGUGACAUCAUAUAAAAGUUAAGCUGGUCACUCGUAACACAGUGCUACGCACUCGGGAUUUAAUUAUUACGCAUCCAAACUCCUGCUCAUAUUUUAUUAACUGAUAAAAUAUAGGAACAGAUUUAUUAUUUCUUAACUAAAACGAUAUCUGGAAUUUCAAGUAUCAUAUUUUUACCCUGAAAUUGUAAUAUUGAUUCCUCCUAGCAAAAUAUAACACAUCUACAGGAGAAGGGAAAAGACAUCCACAUAAUAGCUAAAAAAACAUCCUCUUUGUCACUACUUCUGAUGUGAUAAGUAUCUGAAAAAAUAACUAUGCAUACAUUUUAUUGAAUUUAACGUCUCACAAUUAAAAGUCAUAUUGGGACUUUUCCAGCUUUGAUGGUGGAGGAAGACCCCAGGUCACCCUCCGUGCAUUAUUUCAUCACAAGCGGGCAUCUGGGUAGAACCACCAACCUUUCGUAAGCCAGCUGGAUGGCUUCCUUACAUGAAGAAUUCAACGCCCCGAAUGAGACUCGAGUCCACGUCGGUGAGGGGCAAGUGAUUUGAAGUCAGCGACCUUAACCACUCAGCCAAGUAGGCCCAAAAUGCAUACAUGGUCCGAAAGUAUUAUUCUUACACUACCAGAUUUGUUUUCCUAUAAACAAAACUGACUUAAACUGUGUGUUUUUGUGCAUCACAAUCACUGUUUUCACGGAUUAAUAAUAAUUCACUUCCUCUCAAGUAUAUGCAAAAUAAAAUGCAAAAUUUAUUUUAAGCUAACUAAAGAAAUACUGUAUUCUAUCAGUUAAAUAUGUUUAUAUCUCAUCACUCACACUGUGAAAAUAUGAAAUCUAUAUUUUCACACUAUGAGAGAUAUAGCUCCGAUCUACUUGUACAUUGUGUAUGAAUUUUAAAUUAUUUGCUUAAAACAGGAUGAAAAUUGUAGUCGCACUUUGUUCUUUAUAGUAUAUUUCUCGAUUCAAUUUUUUUUACUUAAUGAGAAUUUCAUAACGUUAUGCAGCAAAAAAUAAAAUAAAAUAAAAUGGAACUUUAUGUUGUGUGCGGCUUUCUAACGGCACAACACGUCUGACGUCAUGUCUGUUUACGUGCGUCUGGUUCCCACGCUGAGAUUAAAAAUUGUUGCAAAAUGCACAUCUCAACGUAAUUGAGCAUAAAAAAAUAAUGUUCGUUUGUUUUUCGUGAAUGUUGAAUAUAUCUCACCUCGAAGCGAGAAAAUGUUCACAUUUUCACUCAAAACAAACAAAUAUCCUCUGUAUAGUCAAGACGGAAUAAAACUAGCACAUGUCAUUCCUAAGCUGAUAAAUAACCUCUCUCACUUAUUCUGUGGUUAUAAGUAUCAUAUAUUAUCAUUUUACCAGAUUAUUAUAAAUCUAGUAUAAUAAUAAUAAUAAUAAUAAUCACAAUUUAGAAAAUAUAACAAUGCACAUAUGGUCGGAAAAUAAGUAUUUCAUAUAAAAUUGUAUGUUAUAAUGCAACAAAAUCACUGUUUGUACGUCACAAAUGUUACGCCGUUGUGUCAAACAUCAUAGCAUCAUCGUAAAGCAAAGGAAUUAACACAUUUGUAAGACAGCAGUUUGCUGUAGGAUAAUUUAAUCUACCUGCAAGAUAAAGGAUUUAACAGGAAACGGGACGAAAGACGGAGUUUUAAGACAUUUCUGACAUCGUGUAAUCUUCUUCUUCCAAUACUGUACAUGGCCCACUCUGGAGCAUUGUCGUACAAGUGCAACUUUACAAGGUGGAUGUGAGGCGCAAACAAGUGCAGGUUAAAAAAUGGUAAAAUCGCAGGUGUACGUAUUUACAGUGGAUUACAGACAAUGCCCGCCUUGAAAGCCUCUAUGGUAGUGGCUCCUGUCAGGUGAGCUGGCAGAGUGUUCCAUAACCGUAUACUGGAUGGAAAGAAGGAGUGCCGGUAUGAAUCUGUUCUGCAGAAUGGGCCCAUGAAUUUUGUGGUGGUAGCCCUGUUGAUGGCAGCUGAAGUGUGGUAGUGGGAGGCAGGGUCUAUGUCCACAAGGCCGUACACAAUACGGUAUACCAUAAUGGCCUUUGCGUACCGUCUACGCUGCAGCAAAGUCUGCCAACCUAGUUGGUUGAUCAUGUUGCUGGUGCUACUGGUAGUGUGGUUAUCCCCAGUUACAAAGCGCGCAGCUCUUCGUUGCACAGCUUCAAGUGACUGAAUACACAUCUGAGUGUGGGAAUCCCAGGCUGGGGCAGCAUAUUCCAGUAUGGACCGGACGACCAGGGACGAAUAACAUCUAUCCUUGAUGUUACUUGGGCGGCUUUGUAGGUUGCGGCGUAGAAAAGCUAGGCUGUUGUUUGCUUUCUUGACCACUGUCUCAACAUGUGGUUUCCAGGAAAGGUCCUCAGAAAGGGUUACCCCCAAGUAUCUUCCAGUCUUUGCAACCGCUACUGUGUGGCCGCGAAUCGUGUAGUCUGCGCAUAGCGGGUUUCUCUUGCGAGAGAACCUGAUGACUUCACAUUUGCUGGAGUUAUAAGACAUUUGCCAGUCCUUUUCCCAUUUCCCAUUGGAGUCGGUCAAGGUCCUUCUGUAAGAUCAAGGAAUCCUGAGUUUUAAUCUUCCUGUACAGUAGAUUGUCAUCACCAAAGAGUGUAGUGAUGGAGGAAACUGUUGCUGGCAUGUCGUUAAUGUACAACAAAUAAAGAAGAGGACCGAUCACGGACCCCUGAGGGACACCGGAGGUAACAGGUGCAGAUGCGGAUGACUGGUUCUCAACAACCAUUUGUUGGCUCAUGUGAUCUGAUGAGUUUUCGAAAGGAUGGAACAAAAAAUGUUUUUCAAAACCAGUUCAUAACCUGCUUCGCUCCCGCCUAAUAUGGAUUUCCUCGACAGCGUAUAUCCCGUAUCCUGUCACCAACAAGCAGUGUAACUAAUAAUCUCAUCACUCACACUGUGAAAAUCUAUAUUUUCAUACUGUGAGAGAUAUAGCUCUGCCCCCUCAUACAUUGUGUAUGAAUUUUAAAUUAUUUGCUUUAAACAGGAUAAAAAUUGGAGUCGCACUUUGUUCUUUAUAGUAUAUUUCUCGAUUCAAAUCAUUUUACAUAAUGAGAAUUAAAAUAUCAUAAUAACGUUAUGCAGCAAAAAAUAAAAUAAAAUGUAACUUUAUAAUGUGUGCGUCUUUUAACGUCACAACACGUCUGACGUCAUGUCUGUUUACGCGUGUCUGUUUCCCGCGCUGAGAUUAAAAAUUAUUGCAAAAUGCACAUCUCUACGUAAUUGAGCAUAAAAUAGAAAAUUUGUUUGUUCUUCGUGAAUAUUGUAUGUAUCUUACCUCGAAGUGAGAAAAUGAUAUAAUAAUAAUUAUUAUAUUCCAUAUUCACUCAAAACAAACAAAUAUUCUCUAUAAAAUCUGACUAAAAUAUAUCAAAAACGGUGAUUUUCUGUUUAAUAAAAUCGCUGUUUGUCGUUCCGAUGCUAAUUAUUAUAAGACUUGGGCACUUUUCUAAUAAAAUUUCUUAGCAUCUUAACUCCAAACAAUAAUUUUAUUCAACGACAAGUCACUGUUUGGGAUAAAGUAUGUAGUAUGUCUAAAAAAACAUAUCUCAUGUUGUAUAUUUCUUGCUUUAUUCGACAGUUUUCAUCUAUUGACACUUGAUCGUAUUUUUGUUUUAGUAUUAUCAUAUUUUUUAAUUACAAUGCUGCCAUUAGUCGCCGGUAGAAACGGCGACUAUAUUUGAUACGCUUUAGGGUUCUACAGCUGGUAGGUGAAGUUAUUAAAAUGUGACAAUGAAAAAAUGAUAUUGUAAAUAAAAGAAAAAUAUGACAGUUAAUGAAAGACUUACAUAAAGGAAUUAGGUGCUGAAAAUUGCAUAAGAUUUUUAUUAUUUCAAAAGAAAGCUUUUUUAGGAAAAUAGGAAAAAUGUAUAAAGAACAUACCCCUAUCCUAUUCAGCCGUAAAUAAAGCGAGCACUGAUUGGCCGAGUCUUUACCUGUGUCUACGUCACGCUGCGAAUCGUACUACUGCAGACGAAAAAAAAGAUCUACAUGAGCGCAUGUAAGACAAUGGAAGUAACACAGUUUUAGGACAAAUUCUGUGACUGUCUCUUGUAUGUAAAACAGUUUAUAAAUGAAUGUCAUUAAAUUUCAUUAUUUCUUUACUUUAUUGUCAAACUAUGGGCCUUUCAUUAGAAGCUAUAUAAUAAUUUGUCGAAAUGUUUUGGUUACGAGAAAUCUUUCGCAUUUAUUGUUUGAAAAUGUGAAAAAUAUAUGCCGUCGUAGAUGAUGGUGCGUGGGUUUCAGAACGAGGCUUAGCGUGUGUUUUGUAAACAAAGGAAAACGAUUAAGUUUAGGUAACUUUCAUCAAGGAUACUACGUUUUUCAGUCUUUUAAUUUAACGGCAUGCAAUGCACUGCAAUUUCAGUUAUUUUUUCCAUCCAAUCUUCAAAAUAUUAGCCGACAGUUUUCCGGCAAUUUCAUGCUCUGCAUCAAAAUUUUACUUGUACUCUUUGGAUAGCAAUAUAAACGGACGUGGCAGUUUGGGUUUUGUAUAGCGAGUUCAAACGUUAAUAAAUAUGCGUUGCUUUGGAUAAAACUACAAUGUUAUUUUUGUAAGUAUUUACAAUUAGAACAAGAUGAGCUAGAGUUUAAGAAUUGAGUAACUGCAACAGGAUCCGUUAUUUCUAUUGUUUCCGACUUUCAGAUAAAUAAUAUUACAAGUUAACAAAACUAUAUACACAAUUCUUAGGUAGAAGGGUACACUUUGAAUUUUAGCCCCGUCAAUAUUUGUUAUAAUUAGAACUUCGUGAUUUUGGAUGUCUAUAAAAUAAAGAGAGAGAUAAUGAUUGUUAAUUCUUUAGAAAAUUUAAACAGCUGAUACAAGUAUAAUUCUGGUGUCAGUUGUAAAACUAACUGCUGCUAGCUUUGUAUGAAUCGAUGAGUCACCUUGGCGCGGGGAAUUCAAAUCAUAGAAGUGUUCCAUGCUUGUUGAUUGACACUCAGGAACAUUUUUGCUAUUUUGUGAACAAAACGAGAUGGAUUGGCCACUAUUCCAUUAAUAUCCUGUAGGUCAAUAGGGACUAUUAAAUUGAAAAAUGCGAUAAAACUGGACCUUGUUCCUGCAAUGGGAUCAUUGCAGGCUGUUCAAAAAGUGAAAAAUUGAAGAUUUUGGCGUGUUAUUUUUAAUGGAUAAUGUAAAACUUUCGUUUUGUUAACUUUCUGUAUUCUUGUAUGAGAAUUCUGAUCUUGUCAUUAAUCAAAAGCACAAACCAUGCACACAAUUUAUAAAAUCGCCACCCUGAUUCUGCUCAUUAGGGAAGUGCAAUAUUACGACUCGCUCAUGUAAGCUUGCCGUGCCCAAAAUUCUCGAAUCUAAGUGUACCCUGCUACCUUAAGGAAAAUCUGCCAAAAUUAUUUAUUUAUUUAUUUAUUUGGGUUUUACGGCGCACCAACACAGUAUAGGUUAUAUGGCACCAAACAGGACUACAAAUUUUGGUUCCACAUCUCAUUUACAUCGAAAUAAAAACAUGAAAUUAUGGAAUCAAAAUUUGCAUACCUGCUGGAAUCACAGAGUUACUACCAAAACCAAGUGUUAAGACCCUAUUAGUCGUCUCUUACGAUCAUGCAAGGGUAAGGCAGUGGUACCAAUUCUUUUUAGCUCACCUGUCACAUAGUGACAAGGUGAGCUUUUGUGAUCACCCUUCGUCCGUCGUCAGUCCGUGCGCGCGUCAACAAUUUCUUGUCUGCACGAUAGUGGUUCCAUUAUUGAUUUUAUUUUAACCAAACUUGCACACAACUUGUAUCACCAUAAGAUCUCGGUUCCUUUCUUGAACUGGCCAGAUCCCAUUAUGGGUUCCAGAGUUAUGGCCCCUGAAAGGGCCAAAAAUAGCUAUUUUGACCUUGUCUGCACAAUAGCAGCUUCAUUUAUGAUUUGAUUUUAACCAAACUUGCACAAAACUUGUCACCAUAAGAUCUUGGUUCCUUUCUUGAACUAGCCAGAUCCCAUUAUGGGUUUCAGAGUUAUGGCCCCUGAAAGGACCAGAAUUAGCUAUUUUGACCUUGUCUGAACAAUAGCAGCUUCAUUUAUGAUUUUAUUUUAACCAAACUUGCACACAACUUGUAUCACCAUAAGAUCUUGGUUCCUUUCUUGAACUGGCGAGAUUCCAUUAUGGGUUUUACAGAGUUAUGGCCCCUGAAAUGGCCAGAAUUAGCUAUUUUGACCUUGUCUGCACAAUAGCAGCUUCAUUUAUGAUUUGAAUUUAAUCAAACUUGCACAAAACUUGUGUCACCAUAAGAUCUUGGUUCCUUUCUUGAACCGGCAAGAUCCCAUAAUGGGGUCCAGAGUUAUGGCCCCUAAAAGGGCCAAAAUUAGCUAUUUCGACCUUGUCUGUACAAUAGCAGCUUCAUUUAUGAUUUGAUUCUAAACUUGCACCCAACUUGUAUCACCACAAGAUCUUGCUUCCUUUAUUGAACUGGCCAGAUUCCAUCUUGGGUUCAAGAGUUAUGGCCCCUUAAAGGUCCAAAAUCGGCUAUUUUGGCUUUUGCAGCCAUAUAGAGACUUCAUUUGUGGUUUUAUUUGAUACAAACUUCCAAAAUAUCUUCAACAACAAUAAAUCUUGGAUUCCAUGACAAAUCAGAUCCAGUUGUAGGUUCCAGAGUUAUUUUAUAUCAGAUUACCUCACCUGAUUAUAAUCAAAAUGGAUUUAUAUCAGCAAGUACUUAUAGGACUUAUUUGAAAUUUCAUUAUUGUUAUUAGUUGGACUGAGACAAUCAGGGUAGAUAACUAUGGACUGAUUUUAUGUCAAAUUACCUCCCUUUAUUUCAAAUUAAAAUGGGUAUAUCUCCGUAACUAAUGAAGAUACUGAUUUGAAAUUUCAUUUAUGCCAACAUAUUUAUUUCGCAGAUCCUUCUUUUGUUCACUUACGAUAUUUUUUUUUAAUUACUUCCCUUUUACGUUACUAUAAAUAGCUUAUUUUUAGUAACUUUUAUAAUUGGCCAUAGGGAAAAACCGAGACCACUUUUCUGUGGUACAACAUAGAUGGUACCUCCAAUUUUUUAGGUGUUUUUUGACAUAUCUAUACCUUGUAAGAAUUUUUGUCUUCUUUUUGGUUAAAUUUCUUCCCUUUGUUGUUCCUGUCCUUUGGAUUUAGAUUUGUUUUUGAGGACCUUCUUGUCUCAAGUGCAAUGAUAACAGGUGAGCGAUAUAGGGCCAUCAUGGCCCUCUUGUUAUACAAAGAUCGUCCCAGAACCACAUGUGCGGUUUCACAUAUUUUAGAACCUCUUGUUCCAUAUUUUAAACUUUCUUGGACUUAAAACGCUAGCUGACGGCACAGCAGCUCAAAAAUGUUACGGUGAGGACACAUCAAAGCAUGAAAGUCAGUAUAUACGUAUACGAUUUUUUUUUAGAUUCUAGCACCAUUAACAGUGUUCUAGUACAGUAGAAGCAUAAUAUUUAUCAUUAUCAACCCACGUAACGCAUAUUUAGUCCACCAGUUGUGCAUUUCGUCAAUCAGGGGGAUGCUCGGACGGUGGGGACCCCAUGAAAUAGGCAAGUAGGGGGUGGGGACAUUUUAUUUUCGCAAAAUGAUAUAAAAUUGACAACGGGAUCAUUGCAGGCUGUUCAAAAAGUGUAAAAUUGAUGAUUUUGGCGUGUUAUUUUUAAUGGAUAAUGUAAAACUUUCGUUUUGAUAACUUUCUGUGUUCUUGUAUGAGAGUCCUGAUCUUGUCAUUAAUUAAAAGCAUGCACACAAUUAAUAAAAUCGCCACCCUGAUUCUGCUCAUUUUGGAAGUGCAAUAUUACGACUCGCUACAUGUUAGCUUGGCCGUGCCCAAAAUUCUCGAAUCUAAGUGUACCCUGCUACCUUAAUCCUUUAUCGCAAUAACACUAUAUGGAUGUGUUUAUUGUUCUCCCGCAUUCUUUUUCGUGUGGCUUGCUUGCUUUUUUGAAGUUGCAUAUGUAUAAGAUCUUUUUGCUUAUUUUUUCUGAAAGGUCAUUAUCGUACUUUAACUUUGCCGUAUGUAUGUACUAUCGCAAGUUUCAUCAGUUAUUUAUAGUAGUUUGUAUGUGUUUUGUUUGGUAUAAUUCUUUUAUAUCUCUUUCACCUCUAUGUUAUUAAUAUGAUGUUAUAUGUCUCUUCCAUGAAAAUAUAUGCUGUGAAAUAUUAUUACAUAAAUACACAUUAACACUGUUUUUCAAUAACUAGGUCCACUAAGGCAUGUCCAAAUGACAAAAAUCUGACUAAAUAUAUAUUGGAAUAAAACAUGCAUAAAAUGUUGGCAAAUAUCGGCUUAGUGUAUUCCUAAAUUUUUCUAUGCAUUACUACAGCGGUUUACGAUGAUCAUAAUGUAUUGUAACAGUUGUAAUUUAAUGUUAUUUAAACCUUCGUGACUGAAUGGUACCCUUCUACUGACUCUUGAUAGUUUUUGUUUAGGCACAUGUUUUUAAACAGUAAAUAAACAUUAUUCUUCUGUCUCAAAGAUAUUUUUGUUAAUCGGAAAGACGUCAUGCAUGUUUCUUUUCUAUUGCAUUGGUUAUUCUAACAAAUAAUAUACUGCUGCAUAAUUUUUGUAUGACUUGCUGUGGCUGAUUUUGAAACGUCAAUAUUUUACAGAAUAAAU